Caenorhabditis auriculariae is the source of this 1177-nucleotide messenger RNA. The record is from the annotation of a GenBank genome assembly. NCBI's taxonomy places the organism in Eukaryota, Metazoa, Nematoda, Chromadorea, Rhabditida, Rhabditidae.
AUGAUGGACGGCUUCUUUUUGCUGAAAACAGGAAGGGCCAGAAGACGGCCCGACGGAAAGUCGACAGCUGUUCCCAACAUGCCAUCUGCUCUUUAUCCAUCCGGUCCGCUUCUCCAACCUCACAGCUCUUUCGCUGCAUUCUGCGGCCCUGGGCGGCCUUCCCUCACUUGCCUCGCAUCUCCUCCGAAAGCUUCUUGCUUCCCUUCCCUCAGCAUCGAGCAUUCAAUUUUUUUGAGAAGGGAACUACGCCUUCCUCACUAUUUCGCCAGUCCCUCCAUGUUCACUUCCAGCCAUGUUCUUUCUUUCUACGUGUCUUUGUUUAUUCAACUUGUCCCAGGACUGCUCCCGAUGAAUAAUUUGUAAAAGUUUCACCUGAAAGUUAGAAUGGAAGUUUUUGAAUUUGUUGACCACCCGAAAGCAUUUUCACAACCCUAAAAGACAUUUUAUAUUCUGUCUCACGCUUUUUGUUUAACUAUAGGAAUUUAUAUGGCCGCACGCAUUUUUAGGACUUGGGCCGUGAGACUGAAAAUUAUGGGAUUGAUUGCGGUCAUAAAAUAUGUAGGACUUGGCUCGCAGCGCUCGAUUCAUCGCACUUGGCUGUUUUCUGUUUGCAGACCUUGCCAUAUAAAUUGCUCGCUCAGCUCCAAAGUUUCUUUCUUUUCUUCCAUUCAGUCAUUCAUAAACUCGCCUUUUUCAGACAAUGUAACUCACUUUCGUCGGCCCCUCCGAAGAGGGAUAUCGACUGCGGUGUGCAACUUUUGAAAAUAGUGCAAAGUGAGUUGGAAGCAUUUUUUAUAGCUCAGUUAUGAGAUAUUUCUGAAGACGAGUUUGAAAAUUUUUUGAAGCAAAGUUCAAAGUUGAGAUUAAAGGUCGACGUCGAAUCAUCAAAAAUAAGUGUUAAUUGUCGUAGAUAAAUGUCAACUUCUUUCAAAACGGAAGUUCCUAAUAGCUAUCCUUGCAAAGUUGUAUUUAACUGAGUUUAAAAAAAAAUGGGACAAAGGUGUGACGUAUAUCGAGUUUGAACGAUUACCUUUGUCAGAAAGGCUACAAUCGCAAUUAAAAACUGGACGUAACAAAGGAAAAAAAAAAGAGAUUUCAGGUAGUAUUUAAAAAAAACAUCCCCUCACUUUUCUAAUCAAUCUGAGAAGGCGACUUUGCAGAUUUUUUGGCUUUGUGA